GGUGUUUCCUAGGGGACUGAGGGAGGGCCGGGGCGGUACGAAGCGGGGGAGGGCCGUGCGCGUAAUGGCAGCGCCGUGGCCUCGCGUCCAUCUUUACCGUUCUCUCGGACCUGUCACAAAGGAGUCGCGCCGCCGCCCCCUCGCUCCGGUGGGCCCGGGAGCUAGAGAAAGUCAGUGCUGCAGCCCGACCGCGCUGCUCUGAGAAGCCCCUGGGCACGCGGAGCGGGAGGGAGUGUGAGGGUUGGAGGCGACUGUGAGGGAAGGAAACAGCCUCUCGAGCCUGGGGCGGGCGGACCGGACUGGAGCCGGGGCAGGCUCUGGGAAAGGGCCCGGGAGAGAGGUGGCGUUGCUCAGAAGCCGAGAAACAGCCGAGAGGUUUUCCACCGAGGCCCGCGCUUGAGGAAUCCGAAGAGGUUCCUAGAAGAGGGUGUUCCCUCUUUCGGAGGUCCUCACCAGAAGAGGUUCUUGGGGGUCGCCCUUCUGAGGAGGCUGAGGCUAACAGGGCCCAGGUGAGAGGCAGCUAUCUAUCUCCUGGGGUGGCUCCUGGUACUGAGGGGGUCCUAUCUACUCAGGGGUGCCCGGGAUAGAAAGGGUAGAUGAGGGGACGCUUUGGGAGGGUUCCUUUUGUGGAGUUUGCGGUCUAGGUGGCACGGGUGGGAGGCGGACCUCCCCUGGGAGAUUUAGAAACGCCUUGGGAUAGAAAGAAUGGGGCUGGGAGGUAGGAGCCAGAACUAGCGGAUUCUCGUACUACGGAGGCCGGAGCUGAAAAUUGGAACUGCUAUUGGAUGACCAGAAUUCCCUGUAGUUGAUAAUGUUGGGAAUAAGCUCUGCAACUUUCUUUGGCCUUCAGUUGUUAAAAACAAAUAGGAUGCAAAUUCCUCAACUCCAGAUUAUGAAAACAGUACUUGGAAAACUGAAAACUACCUAAAUGAUCGUCUUUGGUUGGGCCGUGUUCUUAGCGAGCAGAAGCCUUGGCCAGGGUCUGCUGUUGACUCUCGAAGAGCACAUAGCCCACUUCCUAGGAACUAGAGGUGCCACUGCUACCAUGGGUAAUUCCUGUAUCUGCCGAGAUGACAGUGGAACAGAUGACAGUGUCGACACCCAGCAGCAACAGGCCGAGAACAGUGCAGUACCCACUGCUGACACAAGGAGCCAACCACGGGACCCUGUUCGGCCACCGAGGAGGGGCCGAGGACCACAUGAGCCAAGGAGAAAGAAACAAAAUGUGGAUGGGCUAGUGUUGGACACACUGGCGGUAAUACGGACUCUUGUAGAUAAUGAUCAGGAACCUCCCUAUUCAAUGAUUACAUUACAUGAAAUGGCAGAAACAGAUGAAGGAUGGUUGGAUGUUGUCCAGUCUUUAAUUAGAGUUAUUCCACUGGAAGAUCCACUGGGACCAGCUGUUAUAACAUUGUUAUUAGAUGAAUGUCCAUUGCCCACUAAAGAUGCACUCCAGAAAUUGACUGAAAUUCUCAAUUUAAAUGGAGAAGUAGCUUGCCAGGACUCAGGCCAUCCUGCCAAACACAGGAACACAUCUGCAGUCCUAGGCUGCUUGGCUGAGAAACUAGCAGGUCCUGCAAGUAUAGGUUUACUGAGCCCAGGAAUACUGGAAUAUUUGCUACAGUGUCUGAAGUUACAGUCCCACCCCACAGUCAUGCUUUUUGCACUUAUCGCACUGGAAAAGUUUGCACAGACAAGUGAAAAUAAAUUGACUAUUUCUGAAUCCAGUAUUAGUGACCGGCUUGUCACAUUGGAGUCCUGGGCUAAUGAUCCUGAUUAUCUGAAACGUCAAGUUGGUUUCUGUGCCCAGUGGAGCUUAGACAAUCUCUUUUUAAAAGAAGGUAGACAGCUGACCUAUGAGAAAGUGAACUUGAGUAGCAUUAGGGCCAUGCUGAAUAGCAAUGAUGUCAGCGAGUACCUGAAGAUCUCACCUCAUGGCUUAGAGGCUCGCUGUGAUGCCUCCUCUUUUGAAAGUGUGCGUUGCACCUUUUGUGUGGAUGCUGGGGUAUGGUACUAUGAAGUAACAGUGGUCACUUCUGGUGUCAUGCAAAUUGGCUGGGCCACUCGAGACAGCAAAUUCCUCAAUCAUGAAGGCUAUGGCAUUGGGGAUGAUGAAUACUCUUGUGCGUAUGAUGGCUGCCGGCAGCUGAUUUGGUACAAUGCCAGAAGUAAGCCUCACAUACACCCAUGCUGGAAAGAAGGAGAUACAGUAGGAUUUCUGUUAGACUUGAAUGAAAAGCAAAUGAUCUUCUUUUUAAAUGGCAACCAGCUGCCUCCUGAAAAGCAAGUCUUUUCAUCUACUGUAUCUGGAUUUUUUGCUGCAGCUAGUUUCAUGUCAUAUCAACAAUGUGAGUUCAAUUUUGGAGCAAAACCAUUCAAAUACCCACCAUCUAUGAAAUUUAGCACUUUUAAUGACUACGCCUUCCUAACAGCUGAAGAAAAAAUCAUUUUGCCAAGGCACAGACGUCUUGCUCUGUUGAAGCAAGUCAGUAUCCGAGAAAACUGCUGUUCCCUUUGUUGUGAUGAGGUAGCAGAUACACAAUUGAAGCCAUGUGGACACAGUGACCUGUGCAUGGAUUGUGCCUUGCAGCUGGAGACCUGCCCAUUGUGUCGUAAAGAAAUAGUAUCUAGAAUCAGACAGAUUUCUCAUAUUUCAUGACACAUGUGAAGAGGCAUCGUGGACUUUUUUCUACUCAAUUCCAGCCAAUGUUGAAAAGAAAAAGAAAAAAAACUCUCUAAUCAGUUGUACACAUACUGAAACUUAUAGCCAUGGCCAGAUUUUAUGCUAAAAAUGGUAGUUUGUCAAAGACAAAAUUCUCUUAGAAUCUAAUCCAACUUGCCAGCCCUGAAAAAAUCCCUUUAAGGCCACGGAAAGCUGAAUGCUAGCAGCCAGGCCUGUGGUACUUCCAUGAAAAACUAUAGGAGACAGUGCCCUCCCAAGUACUGAAAUCACACUGGAAUCCUCCAUGUUGGGUUCAUUUGAUUGUUUAACACAGGACGUGUUGUGUCAUUCUGAAGUUUUUAUUUGGGGCAGAAGUCUUUAUGGAGAUGUAAAUGACAGCAUUUCUGGGUUAUGCAUAACUUCUCACUGGUUGGAGAGACACCGGUGUGUUAAGCAUGGAUAUUGCAUUGCAAGACUUGAAUCUAUAAACAUUAGAAUCACACAGUCAGUACUACAAGCAAAACAGAGAACCUGAAAGAAGGUGCACAGACUGUAAGAAAAAACCCAAGUUUGUGAUAUUUCAGUGAUUCCAAAGAACAUUCUAGGUUUUUUGUUGUUUUUUUGUUUUUUGGGUUUUUUUUUUUUACUGCAGAAAAUCGGUGGUAUUUUCAUAUUCAUAGUGUUCCUAUCCAAUUUCAGUACCACAUUUUAUGAGGAAAAAAUGUUUUACCAAUGCAGGAGGAAUUCUUAAAUUAGCUAUAAUGUUAGGUUGGAGAAAAUUUGGUAUUUAGGGUAUUUUUAAGGUACCAUCAAAUCAGAUUUCUGUUUUUUUGUUAAAAAAAUUUUUUUAAUCAGUAUUGUUUUUACAAGUAAUAUACUUUGAAACUCUUGAACUAAUAGUCUCACAAACUCUAGAGGACAGUCUGAGAACACGUAUUUCUAUUGUUCUAAAUAAAUACAUGUUUUUGAAUAGUAAGUUCAAUCAUGAA
Molecule: messenger RNA, 3651 nt
Organism: Mandrillus leucophaeus (drill)
Lineage: Eukaryota; Metazoa; Chordata; Mammalia; Primates; Cercopithecidae
Gene: RSPRY1
Product: ring finger and SPRY domain containing 1
Exons: 15
Coding region: 929-2659 (576 amino acids)
Cellular component (GO): cytoplasm
Molecular function (GO): ubiquitin-protein transferase activity; protein binding
Source: RefSeq, a predicted model, not a curated record